CAACAGGUCAUCUGCUAACAUGACAACUACUCAGGCAGCAGCUACUGCUAUUCCUUCUUUUCCCGGUCGCAUGCUGCACAAUUAGAUGACGCUGUGUUGAGAAUGUUAGCUGGUGCUGGUUACCAAAAGAUCGGUAGAAACAACAUGCCGUAUACGCCUACUACUGGGCUAAAGUCGUCGCUUUUUUGCCCUUUUGUCGUCUCAGCAUUAUUUAUUUUACUAUACAUAGGACUGGGCAGCGUGUAUCUAUGGGCCGCACGUCCUACGUUCUCCAACUUGAUACACUCAGUAGAAACAAGAGAUAUACUUCGGAGGGCAUCGUCAUUGAGCAGCAAAAUUGACGUUUCUCGAAAAAAAUUAAUAUUAUAUUGGGGAAGUUCAAUGCCCAACACGUGUGACUAUUUUAGACUAAUUAAACCAGAUCCGACGUUCGAGGAUCUGAACUGUCCGGUGAAUAAUUGUGCUUGGACGGAAGAUAAAACAAAGAUAAAAGAAGCCGAUGCGGUCCUAUUUAUUGACUACUGCCUGUCAGAGCCGCCUCCCCAGGGGAGAAACCCUCGAGGUCGUUGGGUGUAUGUUUGCCACGAGAGCCCGUGUAAUAGCUUAUGGAGUUUACACAAGUGGAAUGGUCUCUUCAACUGGACGAUGACCUACACUAAGGAAAGCGACAUCUACAGUCCGUAUGCACGUCUCGUACAUAACGAAAGGGGCAGCUCUGUCUCUGUGUUAUCCAAAGAACGGUCGUUAUUAAUUGCUAAGAAAAAAUCAAAACUGGUAGCUUGGAUGGCUAGUCACUGCCCCACUAGCAGCAGACGAGAAGAAUACGUGGAACAGUUACAGAAAUACAUCCCAGUCGAUGUAUACGGGAAGUGUGGUCCCCUUGUAUGUGAGCGUAAUGACACUCGUUGCUCUGAGUUACUCAACAACGACUACAAGUUUUACUUAGCAUUCGAAAAUGGUCUUUCAAAGGAUUACGUGACAGAGAAAUUCUUUAAUAUGAUUCCACUGAAUGUAAUCCCGAUUACUCGGUCUGGGGCAAAUUUUAGUCGACUUGGAAUUCCAGCAGUACUGCACUUAGACACUCGGGAUUUCAAAUCUCCAAAAGAUCUGGCAGAGUAUCUCAAACGUCUUGAUCAAGAUGAUGAGAGCUACGCCGCCUUACUGAGAGCAAAAGUGAAGUACAGGAAUCAGAUUGUCCAACCUUGGAACAGUUACUGUGACUUAUGUAAAAAGAUGAAUGACCCUAAUGAGCCGAGAAAGAGUUAUAGUGCUGAAGAAAUACGAAAGCAGCAUGGCCCAUGCCUGCUGCCAAAUGACCUCUGACACACACGAGUUAGACAAGCACGAGGUAGAUCCGUACGAGGAAGACCAAAUUAACUAUGAAUGAUGUGUUUUUUCCUUCUUGUUUUACUGUUCAGAAAUAGCAUUUUUGUAAGUCGCCCUACGUGUAGUGUUUGUAUUGCAAAGUUAGGCCUACUAGUAAGGUCAGGUCAAGAUCAGGAUUUAAAUAUCCCCUGUAAAAGAUGGAUGUUAUAGAUUUCUGUGAUUUAAGUGAGAUUAUGCCAAAUCACUGAAAAAUGUUGAACAACCAUGGACCACAUGAACAACCAUGCAACAAAUAGUGCGGAAAGUAGUUUUUCCUUUUUUGAGGUAAAAAAAGCACAACAAUAAAAUAAAUUUUCUACUUCUAAAAACAGUGCUCUUUUCGGAAUCAAAAUUUCAAAUUUACAUAAUACGUGUACCUACGCAUAUACAAAUACUGGCAUUACAUAUUAGAAAUGUGCAAAACGGUCAGUAAAAGUUACUGGGUAUGUGACAGCUAUGUACUGACACGGUGUAAACGACAUACAUGAAUGUACGGGAUUGACGGGAGAUUGAUAACUCAGAUUCAAAAUGAAAGACUGUCAAUAUUCUUGAAAAUUUCCGGAAGCCGGUAGGAGACAGUGUUGAUCGAUACCUGUACUUGGACAAGUAGCAUCCAAUAUUUAUACCACUCCAGGUCUAAAUGCCAUCUUAGUACACGAUAAUGUAGUUUAAAUGUAUACUAUACGUGUUAUAGAACGUCCCAAAGCCGUAAUUUUUUAUGUCUUCAUGGCCUAUAAAAUAACAUACUAAUCUUUUUUUAAUUUAGACCUUAAAAGCAAUAAAACACCUCAAAUAAAGGUACCUAAUGCUUAUACAUCCUUCUGAGAUGUGAAUUAAGAAAUGGCG
Messenger RNA from Lingula anatina, 2211 nucleotides. RefSeq names its product lewis-type alpha-(1,3)-fucosyltransferase. NCBI's taxonomy places the organism in Eukaryota, Metazoa, Brachiopoda, Lingulata, Lingulida, Lingulidae. The record is from RefSeq and is a predicted model, not a curated record. Gene Ontology annotation, molecular function: fucosyltransferase activity. Gene Ontology annotation, cellular component: membrane.